AUGGAUAUUCAUCGUUUCAAUGGAAAGGGAUUAAGAUCCUUGAAUCUAUCAAGAAAUAGUUUGACGGGAUAUAUAAUUCCAGAUAUUGGUAAAAUGGAGAUGCUAGAGUCUCUUGAUCUGUCUCACAACCAACUCUCUGGCGAGAUACCUACAAGUCUGGCACAAAUACACACUCUCAGUGUUCUUGAUUUGUCUAACAACAAUUUGUCCGGAAAAAUUCCAACUGGCACUCAAUUGCUGAGCUUCAAUCCAUCUGCUUAUGCAGAGAAUGAUGGACUAUGUGGCGACCCUAUGCCAAAGUGCCCGGAAGAUAGAUUGAGGCCACCAACCACUUAUCCAAGGGAAAAAUUGAAUGAAAAAAAUGGUAGCAUCUUUUCAUUUAUGCAAGAAGUUGCCAUAGCAAUGGGUUUUGGUAUUAUUUUUGGAUUUUGGGGAGUUAUUGGUUCAUUUAUAUUGAAGAAAUCAUGGAGAAUCACAUUCUUCAGUUUGUUGGAUGCUAUUGGAGAUUGGAUCUAUGUCAGGAUUGUUGUGUUUGUAUCCAAAUGCAGACGAAGCUGA
This is a messenger RNA of Salvia hispanica, 558 nucleotides long. NCBI's taxonomy places the organism in Eukaryota, Viridiplantae, Streptophyta, Magnoliopsida, Lamiales, Lamiaceae. The record is from RefSeq and is a predicted model, not a curated record.